AUGACUCCAAGCUCUCCUGGCUCUGCCAGGAACGUCAAGUCGACGCCGUCCGACGACACCCUUCACACCAAAACCAUCCAAGAGCAUGAGCAACAGCAAGAUGAGACAGACAUCGAAGUCAAUGAUGGGCGUAUGAAUGACCUUGUCCGCCCAUACAGCCUGGACCUCGUUCGCUCAGCAUCCCGGCUGGAUGCCACCAUCAACCCGUUCCUGUCAUCUCAUCCGUCUCUCGAUCCUCGCUCUCCAGACCAGUUCAACGCCAAGAAGUGGGCCAAGGCUCUUCUUCAGCACUCCAGCCAUCACCCUGAACGGUUUCCUCGUCUUGAGGCCAGCGUCGCCUGGCGUAACUUGAGUGUUCAUGGCUAUGGAACGGACACGGACUACCAGAAGGAUGUCCUCAACGUUCUGCUUCAGGGUCCAAUGAUGGUCAAGCAAUUCUUCAGCAACCGCAGGCAGAAGAUCGAUAUCCUGCGUGACUUCGAUGGCAUCGUCAAGAGUGGUGAGAUGCUGCUGGUUUUGGGCCGCCCAGGCAGUGGUGUCUCAACUCUUCUCAAGACGAUUGCAGGCGAGACGGAGGGUCUGCAUCUUGGGUCUCACUCGCACUUCAGCUACCAAGGUAUUCCCAUGGAGACAAUGCACCGCGAGUUCCGAGGCGAGGUCAUCUACCAGGCCGAGACGGACAUACACUUUCCUCACCUCACAGUCGGUCAGACACUACUCUUCGCCGCCUUGGCCAGGACACCCAAGAACCGGCUGUCAGGUGUUAGUCGCCAGAGGUACGCCGAACAUCUGAGGGACGUCGUCAUGGCAGUCUUUGGCAUCUCUCAUACCAUCAACACCAAGGUUGGCAACGACUUCGUGAGGGGUGUAAGUGGCGGUGAGCGCAAGCGUGUGAGCAUUGCGGAAGUCACCCUCAGCCAGAGUCCCAUCCAGUGUUGGGAUAACAGCACUCGCGGUUUGGACAGCGCGACGGCCCUUGAGUUUGCCCGCACUCUACGUCUUUCUACCGACUUGGCGAAGACCUCUGCCAUCGUCGCCAUGUAUCAGGCGUCGCAGCCAGCAUACGACACGUUCGACAAGGUUGCCGUUCUCUAUCAAGGAAGACAGAUCUACUUUGGGCCGGCCGGCCUAGCCAAACAGUACUUCGUUGACAUGGGCUACGCUUGCCCCGAUCGUCAAACCACCGCCGAUUUCCUUACCUCCCUCACGAACCCGUCCGAGCGGGUUGUGAGGUCCGGCUUUGAGAACCGAGUUCCCCGCAGUCCCGAUGAGUUCGCAGCCGUAUGGAAGGGAAGCGAUCUCAGAGCACGCCUGAUGGACGAGGUCCAUUCUUUCGAGGAGGAUUUCCCUUUGGAUGGCUCAGAGACUGAGAAGUUUGCGGCGACUCGCAAAACUCAUAAGCAGUCACUUUCGUCUUCAAAGUCGCCAUACACAAUUUCUGUGCCGAUGCAGGUCUGGCUGUGCAUGACGCGCGGGUACCAGCGUCUCCUGGGAGACAAGCUGUUCUUCAUUGUGACAGUCCUUGGCAACCUCGUGAUCUCGCUUGUUCUGGGGAGCAUCUUUUUCGACUUGCCUUCAGACGCGUCGAGCAUGAACUCUCGCUGUGUUCUCCUGUUCUUCGCCAUCUUGUUCAACGGCCUCAGCAGUGCCCUUGAGAUCCUUACCCUGUAUGUACAGCGACCCAUCGUCGAGAAGCAUGCGCGAUAUGCUUUGUAUCAUCCCUUCUCUGAGGCCAUCUCCUCCACUAUUUGCGACCUUCCUAGCAAGAUUCUCUCGACGAUCGCCUUCAACGUUCCGCUCUACUUCAUGGCCAAACUACGACAGGAGGCUGAUGCAUUUUUCAUCUUUCUUCUUUUCGGAUUCACCACCACUCUUUCCAUGUCGAUGAUACUUCGCACGAUCGGACAAACCUCGCGCACCAUCCACCAAGCUCUCACGCCCGCCGCGAUCUUCAUCCUGGCUCUGGUCAUCUACACCGGGUUCAUCCUGCCUACGAACAGCAUGAAGGGGUGGCUCCGAUGGAUCAACUACAUCAACCCCAUCGCGUACGCCUUCGAGAGUCUCGUCGCCAACGAGUUCACUGGACGCCAGUUCCCUUGCGUUCAAUAUGUCCCUGCCUAUCCGAACGCGGCCCCUAACGAACGAACUUGCUCCGUUGCUGGAGCCAUGCCGGGUGCAGAUUUUGUGGAUGGUGACUUCUACAUGAAUGCUCACUUCAAGUACUUCAAGUCUCACAUUUGGAGGAACUUUGGGAUUCUCAUCGGAUACAUCCUCUUUUUCAUGGCUGUUUACCUUCUGGCGGCCGAGUUCAUCACGACGAACCGUUCCAAGGGCGAGGUCCUGCUCUUCAGACGAGGAUACAAGGCUUCUUCCAGCCAGAAGGUAUCUUCCGACGAGGAGACCGCCCAAUCUGAUCGUGUCUACCAUCACCAAGAGAAACAGGAGAUGUCCCGGACCACAUCGACGGCGAGACAGACAGUCAGCCGGAAGCACCGAGCAGUCUUCCAUUGGAGAGAUGUUUGCUACGAUAUCAUGAUCAAGGGUCAAAAUAGGCGAAUUCUCAGCUCGGUUGAUGGAUGGGUGAAGCCAGGCACGCUGACAGCUUUGAUGGGUGCGACCGGUGCAGGAAAAACUACCUUAUUGGAUGUUCUGGCCAAUCGAGUCACCAUGGGCGUCGUUUCCGGAGACAUGCUGGUCAACGGGAUUCCCAGAGAUCAGUCGUUUCAACGAAAAACGGGCUACGUGCAGCAGCAAGACAUCCACUUGGAGACCUCAACCGUUCGUGAGGCUCUUCAGUUCAGCGCCAUGCUACGGCAGCCCGCAUCUGUCAGUAAGAAGGAGAAGUAUGCCUACGUGGAAGAGGUCAUCGAGCUGCUGGAGAUGGAAGCAUAUGCGGAUGCCAUUGUCGGUGUUCCGGGUGAAGGUCUCAACAUCGAGCAACGUAAACGACUCACGAUCGGCGUCGAAUUAGCUGCAAAGCCCGACCUACUUCUUUUCCUCGACGAGCCGACUUCCGGUCUUGACAGCCAAACCGCUUGGUCCAUUGCAUCUCUCAUCCGUAAACUUUCGGAAAACGGACAGGCUAUUCUUUGCACCAUACACCAACCUUCUGCUCUACUCUUCCAACAGUUUGAUCGCCUACUUUUGCUAGCAAAAGGCGGAAGAACUGUGUACUUCGGUGACAUCGGCGAGAACUCUCGGACUUUGACAAGCUACUUCGAGCAGUACGGGGCAGCUCCAUGUGGCCAGGACGAGAACCCAGCGGAGUGGAUGCUGAAGGUGAUCGGGGCAGCUCCGGGAGCGAAAGCUGAGAGAGAUUGGCCCGAAACUUGGAAAGAAAGCCACGAAUGUGCGCAGGUGCAACGGGAGCUUGAACGCCUUCAACAGGAGUCGCCUUCAAGCCCGGCUUCAGGGACCUCGGAGGAGAUGACGACCUACGCCACGCCGUUCCACGUGCAGUUGGCCAUGUGCACCAAGAGAGUCUUCCAGCAGUACUGGCGUACGCCCUCGUACAUCUACUCCAAGCUCAUUUUGUCCGGCGGAACGAGUCUCUUCAUCGGAGUCUCCUUCUACAAGGCGGAACUCACCAUGCAAGGCCUACAGAGCCAGAUGUUCUCGAUCUUCAUGCUCCUGGUUGUCUUCGCCUUCCUCGUCUACCAGACCAUGCCCAACUUCAUCCUCCAACGCGAGCAGUAUGAAGCCAGAGAGCGAGCUUCCAGAGCUUACUCCUGGUACGUCUUCAUGCUGGUCAACAUCAUCGUCGAGCUACCGUGGAACACGCUGGCCUCGUUGGUGAUCUUCUUCCCGUUCUACUACCUCGUCGGUAUGUACAGGAACGCGAUCCCAACAGACGCCGUCACUGAGCGCGGAGGCCUGAUGUUCUUGCUGGUCUGGGCGUUCAUGCUCUUCGAGUCGACGUUCGCGGACAUGGUGGUGGCGGGUGUUCCGACGGCCGAGAUUGGAGCGACGCUGUCCCUUCUGUUGUUUGCCCUGUGUCUUAUCUUCUGCGGCGUCAUCGUUCCCGAGAACGCGCUCCCUGGAUUCUGGAAGUUCAUGUACAGGGUCUCGCCGCUGACCUACCUCGUCGACGGUCUCUUGUCGACUGGUCUGGCACACAACACGGUUGAGUGCUCUUCACUCGAGCUCUUGCAGUUCAGCCCCCCGCAGGCAAAUAACGUGACGUGCGGCGCGUACAUGGAGCCGUACAUGCAACUGGCCGGGGGUAGGGUCUACAAUCCCAACAGCACCGACAUGUGCCAGUUUUGCCCGUUGGCCACCACGGAUGCCUUCUUGGCCACGACUUCGACGGCGUACGAUAAGAGAUGGCGAAAUUGGGGGUUGAUGUGGGUGUACAUUGUCUUCAACCUGUUUGCUGCGUUGUUCUUGUACUGGCUGGCGAGGGUUCCCAAGAAGGGUGGGCUUGGACAGUUGUGGAAGAAGAAGGCUUGA
Messenger RNA from Colletotrichum karsti, 4449 nucleotides. RefSeq lists its product as uncharacterized. The record is from RefSeq and is a predicted model, not a curated record. Gene Ontology annotation, cellular component: membrane. Gene Ontology annotation, molecular function: ABC-type transporter activity; ATP binding; ATP hydrolysis activity. Bases 1 to 4449 code for a protein of 1482 amino acids. Lineage: Eukaryota; Fungi; Ascomycota; Sordariomycetes; Glomerellales; Glomerellaceae. Gene Ontology annotation, biological process: transmembrane transport. The transcript is spliced from 10 exons.